This is a messenger RNA of Rhinolophus ferrumequinum (greater horseshoe bat), 2584 nucleotides long. RefSeq names its product syndecan 4 (gene SDC4). NCBI's taxonomy places the organism in Eukaryota, Metazoa, Chordata, Mammalia, Chiroptera, Rhinolophidae. The transcript is spliced from 5 exons. Gene Ontology annotation, biological process: cell migration. Bases 46 to 657 code for a protein of 203 amino acids. The record is from RefSeq and is a predicted model, not a curated record. Gene Ontology annotation, cellular component: cell surface; membrane.
CCGCCACGGCCACUCGCCUGCGCGACCUCUCUGCACGGUGUUACUAUGGCCCACGCCUGCCUGCUCCGGCUGCUGCUGCUGCUCCUCGUGGGCUCCUCCGCCGCUUUCGCGGAGUCGAUCCGAGAGACUGAGGUCAUCGACCCCCAAGACCUCCUAGAAGGCCGAUACUUUUCUGGAGCUCUCCCCGACGACGAGGAUGUGGUGGGGCCCGGGCAGGAACCCGAUGACUUUGAGCUGUCUGGCUCUGGAGAUCUGGAUGACUCAGAGGACCCCAGAAUCUUCCCCGAAGUUAUCCAACCCUUGGAGCCCUUAGAUAACCGCAUCCCUGAGAGGACAGGGCCUGGGAGCUGGGUCCCCACCGAACCCAAGGAGCUGGAGGAGAACGAGGUCAUCCCCAAGAGGCUCUCCCCACCGCUCGAGGGGAACGAGGAUAUGUCCAACAGGGUGUCCAUGUCCAGCACUGCCCAGGCCAGCAACAUUUUUGAGAGAACAGAGGUCCUGGCAGCUCUGAUUGUGGGCGGCGGCGUGGGCAUCCUGUUUGCCAUUUUCCUGGUUCUGCUGCUGGUAUACCGCAUGAAGAAGAAGGACGAAGGCAGCUAUGACCUGGGCAAGAAACCCAUCUACAAAAAAGCCCCCACCAACGAGUUCUAUGCCUGAAGCUUCCUCACGGGCACUGGCUUGGACUUGAGGGGGGUGGGAGGCUGAAGGAUUUUGGAGGGUGGACAUUAAGGUAGGGGGAGGGCCACCUAACACUGACCUGUCAGCAUCUUCAGCUCUGACUACAUUUUAAGUGUCAGGAGAGACAUCAUCUUCUACUGUUCCUGCCUCAUUCUUGAUUCUCUGGGCCUCAAAUGUCCCAGCAGAAAAACGAGGCUCAACUUGGCUUUUCUGAAGGCAAAUCUAGAAUUGGAUCAUUUCUUCAUCUUCCGGUUUAGAAUCUAGGCCCAGUAUAGAGCCUGUACUGACCAUGCCUCAUCCAGAGCCCCUCUGAAGCUGUCGUAUGAGUCCUGCUGGAGAUCUGCUCCUAGCGCCUUCCUCCCUCCUCCCCCGACCCCCCUCCGCCCCCUUCACUGCCGGUCCCUCUGCCAGGAACUGGGAGAAGGAACUAGAACCAUCUGCACCUUGAGAUGUGUCCAUCAAAGGACACUUGAGUCCACACUACAGGAGUCUGUGGUAUACUUGGGCCAUUCUAGGCUCUUCCAAGUGACUUUUAGAAAUCAACCUUUUUUAUUUGGGGAGGGAGGGUGAGGAGAAAAGCUGAAAACUCAUACUAAAAUGGAUCGGUAGAAUCUAUUGGUAAAUCUCUUUUUAGGGGGGUGUUUUUUUAACAGUUCAUUCCUUUGUGUAGCGCCUCUGCCUGGCCGGAAUGCACAGGUGCUGAGGUGUUCUCCGCUCUCUUGCACAUUUCCACAGUACCUGCUAAGUUUGUAUUUAAUGGUUUUGUUUUUGUUUUUGUUUCUCGAAAAUGAGAGAAGAGCCGGAGAUAUAAUUUUUAUUAAUUUUUUUUUUUACUAUUUAUAGCUUCAGACAGGGCCUCUCUUUCCUCUUUUUCUUUAAAUCCCCUCCCCAUUUUUUUUUUUUUAAUAUAUUUUACACUCCUGUUCAUGACUUUGACCCUUUCUGAAGCUGCUUCCUCUAAGAAGUAGCUUUUGCUGAGACAUAGUUUUCUGGCAGAUCCCAAAAUAUAAGGGAUAGUGGGAUUUUUGUGUCUCUUUUCUUGUAAUAUAUUAUUCUUCCUUGGUUCUAGAAAAAUAGAUAAAUAUAUUUUUUCAGGAGCUAGUGUGAUAUUUCCAAUUUAAAGUUGGCUGGGUGGUUGAGUGAGUGAACUUUUAUGUGGCUGAGUGGGUUUGCCUCUUUCUCUUACCCCGUUCGUGGUGCCUUCUUUACAUUGGGCUAAGAUAGCUGAGGGCAGAUAGUUCUGCCUUCUUUCUAGCUUCAGCUUUGAGUCCAGCUGGUAUGCCUUCAUUUUUCCAAAUUUCAGAGAAAACUGGAGAGCUGAGCUAGCCAAUACAGUAACCAAUAGCCACGUGUGGCUAUUUAAAUCAAUUACAAUUACAUAAAGUUAAAAAUCCAUUUCUCAGUCACACUCACCACAUUUCAAGUGGUCAGUUGCCACAUGUGGCUGGUGGCUGCUGCAGCGAGCAGGCAGGUAGAGACCAUUUCCAUCUGUCGGACAGCACUUCUAGAGAACUAAACUGGCUUAGCAAGUCACAGUCCCAGCUUUGUUGGGAUGACUUUUGUCUCCCUGGGCAAAGGCAGGGUGGGGGUGGGGAGGGCUGAUUAGGCCCUAGUUCUGGAGCCUGUUACGGCCACCUUCCCCCUCCAGAGAGAGGUGGCAUAGCCUGGGCAGGCUGUGUCUUCUGACCCCACUGGCUGGGGUUAGGGGAAAUCAGCCUUGCUUUCUGCACCCUUCACCCCCAAAACCCAGGGUUCCCAGCUGGCUGGGUCCUCUUCUCUACUGACUCCCUCCUCCCCCUUCCCUUUCCUCUGGCUAUGUUGGGAGAGAGCAACUCUUGUAGCCACCUCACACUGUUGUCUGUUACUGAUUUUUUGAUAAAAAGAUAAUAAAACCUUGUACUUUCUA